AUGGCACAAUCCGUCCAAUGCUACUACUUACCCCCCAAUUCCGAUGUACCAAACAGCCCGCUGCCAGUGCUACAUUAUCGCGGGGUACUGCCUUCGGAUGCGACAGAGGACAUGGUCACAAAGUUUCUGACCGCAAACACUUGGGAAAAGAGAGGCGCCUGGGGGCAUAUUGGCAUCCGCCAUUUCCAUCCAAACACGCACGAGUGCUAUGGAAUCGUCAGCGGCCGCUCUACAAUGCUUCUCGGCAAGAUCAACGACGGCACAGGCGUGGACGUGGAAGUGCAAAGGGGAGACGUGAUUGUGCUUCCCGCGGGGACCGCACAUUCUAGUAUUGAGAGUACGCCUGAUUACUUCUAUAUCGGAGUCUAUCCACGACGUCAUCCGUGGUGGGUAAACGAGCACGGCCAAAACCCAGCGACACACUUUCGAUCCACCAUUCGAGCCGUCGAGAUGCCUGAAGAGGACCCGGUAUAUGGAAAGGACGGACCGCUUUUGAAGUUGUGGCACCCUCAAAGCCUGGCGAAGCUGUAG
Molecule: messenger RNA, 531 nt
Organism: Metarhizium acridum CQMa 102
Lineage: Eukaryota; Fungi; Ascomycota; Sordariomycetes; Hypocreales; Clavicipitaceae
Source: RefSeq, a predicted model, not a curated record